Molecule: messenger RNA, 1820 nt
Organism: Melanotaenia boesemani (Boeseman's rainbowfish)
Lineage: Eukaryota; Metazoa; Chordata; Actinopteri; Atheriniformes; Melanotaeniidae
Gene: dok4
Product: docking protein 4
Exons: 9
Coding region: 438-1433 (331 amino acids)
Biological process (GO): cell surface receptor protein tyrosine kinase signaling pathway; positive regulation of MAPK cascade
Cellular component (GO): cytoplasm
Source: RefSeq, a predicted model, not a curated record
GGAUUUAGCUGCUCAGGCAUCUCCAGCAGAGCCGGUGGAGCUGCUGCAGCACGAAGGUCAGGACCGGAGGACGGAGGCAGCGGGACCCCGCCCGGACACGGAUUCCCCGCCGGGCUGGAGCAUCUGUCAGGAGCCAAAGAAGAUGAUGAGAGAAGAACUGUCUGAGUUAAAGAGGACAAAGCAAGAGGAGUGAUAGACUCAAAAAAAUGGAAAAAGCCAUAAAAAGAGAAAAGAUUGGUAUGUUUGGAGCUCCAUGAAAGAAAAGAAAACUUAAAACAAGAGCACAUAGUGGAAACAGGCGAGACAAAGACUGGAGGUAAGGAGAAGCUGGAAUCUGUCGAGAAGCAGGAGAGGAGAACAAAGGUCUGGCGGAGGGUGGGAAAAACCAUCUGGAUGGUCUCCACAGCUGUGGCCAGUCGGUUGACCAACCUCCAAAGAUGGCCUCCAACUUCAAUGACAUUGUCAAGCAGGGCUAUGUACGCAUGCGCAGCCGAAAGCUCGGGAUCUACCGGCGCUGCUGGCUGGUGUUUAAGAAGUCAUCGAGCAAAGGACCACGCCGUCUGGAGAAGUAUGCUGAUGAGAAGGCUGCCUACAUCAGAUCGUGCCCUAAAGUGACAGAGAUUAGUAAUGUGAAGAACAUCACACGGUUACCCCGGGAUACCAAACGACAGGCAGUGGCCAUUGUGUUUACAGAUGACACCUCGCGCACCUUCACUUGUGAAUCAGAGCUGGAGGCAGAAGACUGGUUCAAGAUGCUGUCCAUAGAGUGUCUGGGCAUGAGGCUGAAUGAUAUCAGUAUGGGAGAGCCCGACCUCCUGGCUGCUGGAGUGCAGUGUGAACACACAGAGCGUUUCAACGUAUUCCUCCUCCCUUGUCCCAACCUGGACAUCUACGGGGAGUGCAUGAUGCAGAUCACCCAUGAGAACAUUUACCUGUGGGACAUCCACAACCCUCGCACCAAGCUGGUUACCUGGCCUCUCAGCUCUCUGCGGCGCUAUGGACGGGAUGCCACUCGCUUCACUUUUGAAGCCGGGCGGAUGUGUGACAGUGGCGAAGGCCUCUACACCUUUCAGACGAGGGAAGGGGAGCAGAUUUACCAGAGGGUCCACUCCUCUACCUUGGCUAUCGCUGAGCAGCACAAAAAGGUCCUGCUGGAGAUGGAGAAAAACAGCAGGCUGCUGUCUAAGGGCUCAGAGGCUGGUUCCUAUCCUUGCACACCCACCGCCAUCCUACCCCGAUCUGCCUACUGGCACCACAUCACUGGAAACCAGAGUGGCCUGGAUUGUAGCAGUGGAGAUGCUGCAGAGGACCAGCUACUGUCCACACGCCUGCCUCCCGACCAUCACGCCACACUGCCACUGGCAAACACACAAGCACAGUCACAGCUGCACACACACUCCCCAACACACUAUCCCACUUACCCAGGACAGUGACACACACUAAAGAAGAUGUGGACGCUGAUGGCACAAGCACAUUUGCAUGCAGACACACCCUGAAGACACUUUCUUCCCUUCAAUUGGUUUAACAGCCCAGCGUCUUGCUCCACAGGACAAGCUGCCGCCUGCAACAGACUGGGCUUCCAGUUUCCCCAGCAGACUCUGGGUUAUGGGAUGUUCUUCCACACUGAGAAACUUUGCUUGAAACUUUCUAGAAGUUUGUAUUGCCUAGUGUAUAAAAAUGAGGACUUAAAGCUCUCAGUAUGCUUUAAACCUACACCACAGCUCUCAUAUGAAAUGUUUAGAUGAUAAACGAAUCUCAGUCUGACAUACACAUAGUUCACCUGAUACCAUAAACCUGUCAAAUACAUACAGAAAUCUCUA